GAGUAAAGAUUAAAGACACUCGUACACAGCUACAGAAACCCCAUUUCUACACAUUCACACUAAACCCCCAUUUGCUCUGAAUGUUAUUCUCAGAUGUUAAGCUCAGAAAUUUCACUCUGUUUCUGCUUGAUUCACUGAAACAAGUGCAACAAUGAGGCAGAGGGUCUCUUAUGGUCCAGGCCUCCUUACUCUUACUCUACUUUUCAGUCUCUGUGUAUAUGAGUCCCAAUGUGGGUCAGUUGGCGAUGUGGAGGCAAUUGCUCCUGAUAUCUCAUCCAGUGUGAACCCUCAACCUUUUCUGCCUUUAUUAGCACCUUCACCAUUGACACCAUUCACAAAUGACAGCAUUCCGACAUUAUCAGGUACGAGGACUCUGUACAUUGAAUUUUACAGCUGCCAGUGAUAUGAUGAGCAAAACAGCAACGGACUGCUGGGCCUUUUUUGCGCCCGUAUUGGCUAAUGUAGUGUGUUGUCCUCAGCUUGAGGCCACCUUGACCACUCUUAUAGGGCACUCCAGUAAAUACUCUAGGAUGCUCUCUUUGAAUAUAACUCACGCAAAGCACUGCCUCUCAGAUGUUGAGAAGAUCCUAGAGAGUCAAGGAGCCAAUAAGACUGUUCAAAAGAUUUGCUCAAUUCAACCAAAAAACCUCACUGAAGCUUCUUGCCCUGUUACAAAGGUUGAUGCGUUUGAGAGCAUUGUGGAUUCUUCAAAACUACUUGCUGCUUGCCAAAAAGUUGAUCCUGUCAAUGAGUGUUGUCAGGAAGUUUGCCAAAAUGCCAUAUUAGAUGCUGCUAGAAAACUUGCUGAGAUUGGUAUUGCUGCAAAUUUGGAAGGGGUCCAUUCCGUACCUGAACAGUCAACCAGGAUAGAUGAUUGUAAGAAUAUUGUGCUGCGAUGGCUAGCGAGUAACCUUGAUCCUUCUUCUGCAAAUAAGGUCCUUAGAGGACUUUCAAAUUGCAAAGUAAAUAAAGUGUGUCCUCUUAUUUUCCCCAACAUGACACGUGUUGUGAAAGAAUGUGCAAAUAUGAUAACAAGCCAGGCUGCCUGUUGCAAAGCAAUGGAUAGUUAUGUUUCCCAGUUGCAAGAGCAGAGCUUUAUUACAAACUUGCAGGCCUUAAAUUGUGCUGCAUCACUUGGAGUGAAGUUGCAGAAAGCUAAUGUAUCCAAUAAUGUUUAUCAACUUUGUCACAUAAACCUCAAGGACUUCUCUCUUCAAGUUGGAUCACAAGAGUAUGGCUGCCUUCUGCCAAGCCUGCCUUCAGAUGCAACAUUUGACAAAACUUCAGGAGUCAGCUUCAUUUGUGAUCUUAAUGACAACAUUGCAGCUCCGUGGCCCUCUUCAAUUUCUGAACCUCCAUCGUCCUGCAACAGAACAGCUACCAAAAUCCCAGCAGUACCCAAAGCAACAUCUGCACAAAGAGGUCUUUACAGGAACUUGAUGCUCCCUUCCUUAUUUUCUUCCUUGGUGAUUCUCAAGCUGCUUCUCUGAAUUUGGUAGCUGAUUGUGAUUCUUUGUUUCAAUUGGUUUUAAAGAUAGCUUUACAUACCAUUUUAGGAGUCCUUUUGUACAUCUGAUAUGGAGAUGAACUUUAACAUUUACGAGUUUAGAUAGCAUAUGACAAGAAACAGUUGAAAUAUUGAAAAUUUAGGUGGAGCAGAAUAUGAAUGAAAGAAAGCUUAUGAGCACU
Molecule: messenger RNA, 1689 nt
Organism: Rosa rugosa (rugosa rose)
Lineage: Eukaryota; Viridiplantae; Streptophyta; Magnoliopsida; Rosales; Rosaceae
Exons: 8
Coding region: 339-1490 (383 amino acids)
Cellular component (GO): plasma membrane
Source: RefSeq, a predicted model, not a curated record